This is a messenger RNA of Mangifera indica (mango), 1426 nucleotides long. Its product is annotated as protein FANTASTIC FOUR 2-like. NCBI's taxonomy places the organism in Eukaryota, Viridiplantae, Streptophyta, Magnoliopsida, Sapindales, Anacardiaceae. The record is from RefSeq and is a predicted model, not a curated record. Bases 280 to 1230 code for a protein of 316 amino acids. The transcript has a single exon.
CUCAUAUUGAACUGUUUGGGGCCUCUUUCAACUAUAAAUUUGCAGCCAAUCCUUCACUUCUCUUUCGUGCCAACUCUUUUCUACUUUCUUCUUUCCCAUUCUCUUCAUCUCAGUCUACUUAUUUUCGUUUACAAAGAAGCUAAAUUCAUGGGUUUUUUUUGAACCCUUGUUUAGUUUCCAAGUUUUAUUGUAUUUUUACAUUCUAACUCCCCUGUUCUCCCCUGUUUCUCUCUGUUCCACGAAAUAGAAAGCAAUUUUUUUUCUCUUUGGAUAACAAAAAUGUCCUCCUUAAGUUUCUGUCAAGGGUUACAAUCAUGUCUUGAGCCUUGCUUCAAAGAACCACGUGUUUUGGGGCUCAAUUUGGCUCCAAGAAAUUCCAUUUUUUCUCGAUCAGAUUCUCCACCUAAUUCUUCUUCUUUCAUUCCAAUUGACACCCUCAAAAAUGAGUCCCACACUGAAGAUAACAACGCCUACAUCCCAGCAAAUACAAACAGCCAUGAUUGUGACCUGAGUGAAGAAAUUGUUGACUUAGGCGGCUGGAGUUUCCUCCAGUGUAUCAACAAUGUUUCUUCUAAUCCUGAGACUGACAAAGUUUAUGUUCAUCCUCUUGUCAAACUUUCGGCUUUAUCUCUUAGUUCAAAGAGUCUCGAAAUGUGCACUGAGAGUCUGUGCAGCGAGACAGGUAGUGAUCAAAUUAGUCAAAACGGUGAUGAUAUUUCCAUGUUUUUAACAGAAGCAGAACCUGAGAUUUGCAUUUCAAAAGAAGAACCUCCAAAACUGCCUCAGAGUUUAAGCUUUGAGAGGAAAAGAACUAAUCGUUGUGUCAGUUUUCCUCCUCCUCUGACAUCUGUGUCUGGGUUUCAAGUGAGGCCUCAUCGUGAAGGAGGGCGUCUAGUUUUAGAAGCCGUCGCCGUCUCUUCUUCUCACACUUAUUUUCAUGCAGAACGCAGAGCUGGAAGGCUCAGGCUCAGCUUGAUAAGAGACAAAUUAGAUGAAGAGGAAGAAGAAGAAGAAGAAGAUUUCGGCGAGGAAGAAGUUGACGAUGAAGAAGAACACUAUGAUUAUGAAGAAGCAGAAGAAGCUGACCUGUGUGAGGACAUCGAAGAAAACAAUAAAAAGAUUAAGGAUGAAAAUGGAGGUGAAAAUCUACGGAGGCCUAGCGGAUGCAAGGAAGACGAACGUGGAAACAAAGGGUUGCUGACUUGGGAGCCAUAUUGGGUGGCUACUUGAACUCUCAAAGCUACCCUAUGGCUCUCUCUCCUUCAUCACCAAAUGGAGCUGCUCAUUGCCCAUUUUAGUUUUUUUUUUUCCUCUCUUUUUUUUUUUAAAUAAUUUUAGCCUAGGAGAUUCCGUACCAUGAAUUUCCUAAAAAUAUGUUAAUGGUAGUUAUUAUAGUUAUUGGACUUGGUCCUGUUUCUCUCCCUCA